Cladocopium goreaui is the source of this 834-nucleotide messenger RNA. The record is from the annotation of a GenBank genome assembly. NCBI's taxonomy places the organism in Eukaryota, Dinophyceae, Suessiales, Symbiodiniaceae.
AGGAUUGAAUCCGAGCAAGGACAGCAGUACCUCAGGGACAUGACCUUCUGCCAGGCAUAUGCUUGGGAGAAUCGGCACUUCAUGAUUGAAGCUUUUGCAGAGGUGAUCAAGCGGCAAACCCGUCGUGAUGCCGUCUGGGAGAAGAUGGUGAACAUCCACCACAACUACUGCGAAUGCGAAGAUUGCAGGUAUUACAACACGAAGGAGGAGCAGUGGAUGGAAGAAAAAUUGUGGGUGACACAAAAAGGGGCGACCAGUGCCAAAGCUGGACAGAUGGGCAUCAUCCCCGGUAGCAUGGGCACCGGAUCAUACAUCGUUCGUGGAAAGGGAGACUCGGAGUCUUGGCAGUCUUGUUCUCAUGGAGCUGGUCGGUCUAUGUCAAGGGCAGCAGCUUUCAGGAAUAUCGAUCCGAAGAGCUUUGCUGGACACAUGCAAAAAAGAGGUAUUGUUUGGGAUGUGCAGUUUGCGGACAAAGUCAGAGAUGAGGCUCCAAUGGCCUACAAGGACCGGUUAAGCACCCCAGGACUUGCCAAUGCGACAAGCAACUUGGAAGCACCGAAGCACCCAAGCACCGAAGCACAGGACUUGAACACCGUCAUGGAGAACCAACAAAACUUGGUGGAGGUUGUUCACCAUUUGCAGCCGCUCAUCAAUAUGAAGGGCUGGUGAGAAAAGCAUCGGGCAAAUUGCCUUUGUGCUCGAUUGGGAAAAUCAUUCAACAGAAGCUGCUGUAGCUGUAGACUCACAGUAUGCAUUGUACAUAGUGAAGUAGGUGAAGUAGGAUUAUUCGAUAUUAUUCAGAUGGAGGUUUCCUGAAAUCGGGGUACCCCUAGU